CGUCAGACGUCAAAUUCGUAAAUGUCAAAAUUUGUAGUGUCAUGUCAUGUCUUCAUAAAAUUUCAAUUCUUUUCUGAAACUGCUGAAAAUUAAACCAAAUCUGUUACUGUUGAAGCUAUUUUGAAAAGAAUCCAAUUUAAGUUAUUUACUAUGUUGUGGUUCGAGGGAAGCGUCGCCGAGGCGGUGAAUUUAUCCAAACAAAGAAAUGCAAUAUUUGUUGUCUUCGUAGAAGGCGACAAUGACCUGUCAUCUGAGAUGGCCCGCACCCUCGAGGACGGAGACAUCACGCAGCGCCUGGUCGAGCAGACCAACUUCCUCACGAUCAAGCUGAAGAGUGGCUCCACGGACUAUGUGCAUUUUGCUCAGAUCUACCAGUUUGUCCCGGUGCCGUCUCUGUUCUUCAUUGGUCGCAACGGCACCCCCCUGGAGGUAGUCUGCGCUGGGAUCCAGGCAACCAGCCUCGCCACCCGGAUCGACCGUAUACUGGAGGAACACCACAAGCAGAGCCCGUCAGUGUCGUCAGCGGCGGUCGCGUCCGGUUCCAAGGACAACGUGAAGCAGACCACAGCUGAUUUGAUCAAGUCUGAGGCGAGCACUAGUGAAGCUUCAGCCUCGGUGCCGGCGCCAUCUACCGCCGCCGCCGCGCCAACACCGUCACCCUCCGGAGACCCUAAACCACAAUACGAAGUGGUAUGCGACGGAGACGUGUGUGUGCGCCGGCCCUUAGACCGCGACGAGGCCGGCCCGAGCCAGCCUGCCAACCCGCCACCAAACCUCACGCCAGUCUUACAGCCAUCAGCAGAAAGCAUAGCGCUAGUCAACCAACAAGAGCAAGCCAAAAUGGAGAGAGCAAAACUACUGAUCGAAGCUAGGAAGAGGGAGAAAGCCGAGCUGGAGAAACAGCAGGAGAUCCAGAAGGAGCUAGAACGCAGGCAGGUGGGGCAGGGCGUGGCCGAGCUGAAGAAGUGGCAGCAAGACCAGGAGAUGAAGCAGAUACAGGAAGAGCGCCGCCGAGAAAAGAAAGAGAACGACAUGGCCCGCCAGAGAGUGCUGGACCAGAUCGCACAAGACAGGGCGGAGCGGCGCGCGCGGGACCUGCCCCCCGCGCCCGCACCCGCCCCCGUGACGCCUGUCACACCUACAGCGCCCCUUGACUUAGGCAACAAGGCUCGCAUCCAGUUCAAGAUGCCCGAUGGGUCGUCGGCGGCCGCGCAGUUCGACGCGAGCGACACGCUGGCCACCGUGCGACGACAUGUCGCCGACAACUUGCAUCUAACAUCAUCCAGCUUCACCCUCUGGACUGCGUUCCCGCGUCUCGAGCUGCGCGACGACAGCGCCACCCUCACGCAACUGAAGCUAGCCCCGAGCGCCGCCUUGUUAGUGCUGCCAUCUAGCGCCGUGGCCAAGCCCAACACUAGCAGUCGGAUAGUCACCUUUCUGAAAGCAAAAUACAAGAACAUUUUCCCAUCGCCAUUCAAAAACCGUCGCCGAAUUACCCAAAUGGCCAUCGACAGAGCUUCCAAAGAACCAAACAGACCCUAUACCAACUGGAGAGAAGAUCUGUGGAGUAGAUAUAAUCGUUGUACAGUAUUUGAUAUAGAUUUGGACUCUAAUCAGCCAUCUUGGCACAGUUUUUUGAGGCAACAUGCAGCUAAAUCCAAUGAUUCGUUUACAACGAUUGCUGCUGAAACACUGAGGGGUGGGCAGAGUGAAGUCACAGAUAUCUAUGAGCAGGCUUUUGAGUAUUGUCGACUGGUUAAGUUGGCUAGGCAGAUGGAAAAAGGGGCCCGGAAAUGAAAUUUUUGGGAGGAAUGUUAACUGUUUUUGAUAGGUUUUGUGGUAUUGUGUGUAUGUUGUUGUUUUGUAAAUUGUUGUUUUUUUUGGAAAUGUUA
Molecule: messenger RNA, 1892 nt
Organism: Plutella xylostella (diamondback moth)
Lineage: Eukaryota; Metazoa; Arthropoda; Insecta; Lepidoptera; Plutellidae
Source: RefSeq, a predicted model, not a curated record